Messenger RNA from Dendrobium catenatum, 2953 nucleotides. RefSeq names its product nuclear pore complex protein NUP88. The transcript has 9 exons. Gene Ontology annotation, cellular component: nuclear pore. Gene Ontology annotation, molecular function: structural constituent of nuclear pore; protein binding. The record is from RefSeq and is a predicted model, not a curated record. Bases 210 to 2726 code for a protein of 838 amino acids. Gene Ontology annotation, biological process: ribosomal large subunit export from nucleus; mRNA export from nucleus; ribosomal small subunit export from nucleus. NCBI's taxonomy places the organism in Eukaryota, Viridiplantae, Streptophyta, Magnoliopsida, Asparagales, Orchidaceae.
CCGAACAUUCCUCUAGGUACUUGCACCGGACCAAAUAAAAGUUCCAUUGAAUAAGACUGAUUUCAUAGUGUGACUUUAUUGAAAGAAUCUAUUAAAAUUUUGGAAAACAAAAGGAAGAUGGUCCUUCCUACAUUUUUUAGAGGCUUCUACAAAAUCCAGUUCCGCGCUCAUUUCUCGGUUGUUCACCGUUCCGCCGUCAUCGUCCCAAGAUGAGCCGCGAAAGUGCGGAUUCGAGCUCAAAGAUUGACAGUCGCAUGAACAGCAGAACUGGCGGCGAUGGCGAAAGCCCUCGACGCUCCUCUCCGGCUUCGUCAAAGAAAACCCUCGAGUGGGUGGCGCUCGAAAAGCAUCCUAUCUUUGGCAACAGCAACAGCAGUAGAAGCACCGCCAUCAUUGACGCUUCGGGAACCACCUCUUCCUCUUCCAGCGUCCUUCAAAAUCUCUUGGCGUGGGAUGCCGGCUCCUCUCGCCUUUACCUCUGGGAUGCAGGAUCCCAAUGCGUCCACCGCCUCGCCAUACGUUUCCGCGAUCCAGAUCCCGUUUCCCGCUCCACAUCUUUCUCUGCCGUGGUGGUAGAGGCGGCCUUCCCAUCUGAGAUAUUCUCGACUGAUAUUGAUAUUCAAGCUACAGUCCACGAUAUUUCUCUUAAUACGGAUGGCUCAACAUUGCUUCUUACUGGUUCUGAAGGACUAAGUGUCAUGCAUCUGUACGAAAGGACUUAUUCUUUUGAUGGAAAAAUUUCUUGCAGGACAGUAUUAGUUGGUUCGAGACUCUUUUCUAGCAAUAACAAUGGCUUAAGAAUACUUCAAGCGACUUGGCACCCUUACAGCAGUAACCAUUUAGGUGUUUUAUCCUCAGAUUCAGUUUUGAGGCUAUUUGACUUGUCAUCUGACUUAGAGCGAGCCGAGCAGGAAUUUUAUCUGCAGCCUGAACUUGGAAGAAUUCAAAAUACUGUUUCAUUCUGUCCUAUUGCAUUUUCAUUUGGAGGUCAGCAUUUGUGGGAGAGAUUUUCAGUAUUUAUUUUAUACAGUAAUGGUUCCCUGUACAUUCUUUGCCCUAUUGUUCCAUUUGGAAGUUUUUUCAGUUUGAUGCAUGUCAAGGAGAUCUAUAAAGAUGCUCAUGUUGGGUUGGAUUCGUCCAAUCCAACAGUUGCCAGAAACUCUGGUUUGGCCAUUACUUGGUUAGAAGCAACUUUUCCUGAGUUAGUUGAGCGGAAGAUGGAAGAAGAAAGUGUUUUUUUAUUAAGAGCUCAUCCUUAUACUCCCAUAGAAGCAUCUCUAGCAUUACAGGGACCUCUUGUAUACGCUUCCUAUGGAGAAAAAACUGAUGAGCCCUAUGUUUCAGUUACAGGUUGUGAAGGCAAGCCAGUAAACUUUCUUUACUGCUCGAUUGGAAAGGAUUCUGUUGUUGUGAUUGCUUGGAGCAGUGGUUUGCUUCAGAUUGAUGCUCUGAUAGAUGAGGCUCAGCCACUUUGGAAAGCUGGUAGCUCUCCCCAUUUUCGUGUAGACACUUCUGGUAAUAUUGAGGGUGUUGCAGUGAUAUGUCAAUCAGAUUUGGAAGAGUCAGCAAUAAGCCACAAACGAGUUGAACAUGAAUUAGCAAACAUGCAGGGUGCUUCUGCUGCUGUUUCUUACAGAGAUCCCCUUCUAUUAUUGAAGUUAGCUAUUGUGGACUUAUCAUUGCCUAAAAACGCAUUGAAUCGUUGUCUGCUUUCACUCUUCCCUGAUCCCCUUGUAUCUGAGAGAUUUUACUGUUUACAUAGUGGUGGUGUGGACAUGAUUAUUAUACAUUGCCUACCUUUUUCAAAUAUGAUUCCUGAAAUGGAGGCGGCAACGUCAUCUGUGUGCCCAAUUCUCACGACGUCCCAUUCUGAAUCUUCACCUCAAGCUCUUUGUGGUUUUGCCGUGGUGGCAGAUUCAUAUGGUCAUUCACAAUUUGUUGGAGUGACACCCACUAAUGAAUGUAUUGUGCUGGAAAUGAAAGGUUGGAAUGAGAUGCUUCCCUCCCACUUUGACUUGGAUAUGAAGCCUUCUGGUUCAACCGAGACCAUAAUUUCUGAUCUCCUAAGCAAAGAACUUCUUAGUGGUCCAAAAGCUAUCAUAAUUCCUCCAUCAACAAGUCUUCGAUCCUUGACUCCUGAUUCUAUUGAAGGUCGAUCUACUCUCCAUCACUAUAUCAAGCUCUUCCAUGAAAACUAUGUGGAAUAUGCACAUAAGGUGUAUAUCGAGCUUGAACAACAUGGUGAGUAUGUGAAGACAAUAACAGACACCCAACUAAAACGCUUGAAAGAGGUAGAACAGCGCCUUUCAAAGCUUGAGAAGAAUGAAAAGGGAGUAGAAGAACGAAUCAGCCGUGCCUUCAAAGUAUAUGAGCUAUUGGAGCAGCGUCUAAAGAAUUUUGAAGUAUUACCUGCUGCAAAUAAAAAGCCACUUUCAAAAGCAGAAAGAGAAUUCAACGCUGAUCUAGAUAGAAUUACAGAUCUGGAGUUGGAUGAGUUUCAUUCUGCAAUUGAUGCAUUGAAUACUCGCCUGAAAAGAUAUCUUCAGACUUCAGCUGCUAGUUUGUCGAAAGUGGCAAUGUUAGGUUCUGGAAGGAGAAAGAAUUAUGUUCCAAAUGAUCAGGUUUCUCAGUUGAAGUCGGCUUUGAGUCUGCUCUCAAACAUCAACAGCGAGAACGUCAAGAAGGUUAAACUAAUUGAAGAUAGAUUAGAAAGCCAGCAGGAAUAGCAGGUUAGUACCGAUCAACAAUGAUGCUGCUCGAUUUUUCUUUUCUGAUUUUGUGUGCUUCUUUCCAUGUAAAAGAAAAAAAGAUUUGCAUCGAUCAGUUCAGCCUCUGAGGUGUUUUUGUUGUAGUUAGUUAUCAGCUAUUUUUAGCGUGAAAUGGGAGACUACUAACCUGCUGUACUUUGGAAAUCAAGGGUAUAUUUGAUAGUGUUUCUCUGAUUUUUUUUUUU